Molecule: messenger RNA, 561 nt
Organism: Limanda limanda (common dab)
Lineage: Eukaryota; Metazoa; Chordata; Actinopteri; Pleuronectiformes; Pleuronectidae
Product: ADP-ribosylation factor-like protein 2-binding protein
Exons: 6
Biological process (GO): positive regulation of tyrosine phosphorylation of STAT protein; maintenance of protein location in nucleus
Cellular component (GO): mitochondrial intermembrane space
Source: RefSeq, a predicted model, not a curated record
CAAUCAUCAUAUUUAGCUGUUGCCUCCCCUUGUUUUCCAGAUGUUCAGAACUGUGUUAAAAACAUCGUAGACAUUGUUGCCAUGGAUGAAGAAAACAUUGCUACUUCCAGUUCCUCUGCUACAGAUUCUGCUUUCGAUGCCGUUAUCGGCUGCAUAGAGAACAUCAUCAUGGAGGACGAGUUUCAGCAGCUUCAGCAGAGUUUCAUGGAGAAAUACUACCUGGAAUUUGACAACUCUGAUGAGAACAAACUCAGCUACACACCCAUCUUCAAAGAAUAUGUUGAUCGACUGGAGAAACACUUGGAGCAGCAGCUGAUGGAGAGAAUCCCAGACUUCAAUAUGAAGACUUUCAUAGAGCUGCUCAUGCAGCACAAAGAAGAGGUGGCAGGUGACAUCGUUGAAAUGCUGCUGACCUUCACAGAUUUCAUGGCCUUCAAGGAGAUGUUUCUGGAAUAUAGAGCUGAGAAGGAGGGCCGAGGUCUGGACCUGAGUCCGGGACUGGUGGUCACACCUCUGAUCUCUUCAGGCUCCAAACGCAGCAGCUCGACUGAAUCAGAGUGA